AUGAUCAACCGCCUCACCCGUGACGUGACCAACAACCCGCUCUGGCAGCCUGGAUCCGAGCGCCGCGGUCUGGGCGACAGCGGUGUUGAGGAGGGCCGUGUGGGCCGUUUCCGCCGCAUGUUCGAGGGUACCGAUGCCGCCGCCGCUGCUCCUACUGCCGACGGUGCCGCCGCUCCCGCCUCUGGCUCGCAGUUUGCCGAGGCCGACCUGUCCUGGAUGUCCGAGGGUGCCAAGGAGGAGACUCUCAGCGACAAGCAGCGCCAAGGACCCCAGAAGAAGAAGGGCAAGGGCAAGAAGUGA
This is a messenger RNA of Apiotrichum porosum, 300 nucleotides long. RefSeq lists its product as uncharacterized. The record is from RefSeq and is a predicted model, not a curated record. Lineage: Eukaryota; Fungi; Basidiomycota; Tremellomycetes; Trichosporonales; Trichosporonaceae. The transcript has a single exon. The coding region runs from base 1 to 300 and encodes 99 amino acids.